UUGUCGCCUGAAAUCUAUCGUAGCUUCGCUGAGUGAACAUUAAAAAAUUGAUUGAAUACAAUAAUAAUACAUUGUUCCGGAAGUUGUUGCGUUAACGAGUUUUCGCGGAAGUGAUGAAUUUCAAGCGAUCGUCCAUCGAGACCACGUGAUUUUCGUUAAAACAGCGAAAAUUUCCGUAAAACGCCCUUAUUGAUUUUUGCUGUCCGACUUGGGUGCAGCGAGACGUGCUUCGCAUGUUAGCUAUUUUUUCUAUUCGCAAACGACGAAACUUUUCCGAAUUGUGUUCAACGCGAAGAGACAACAAAGGAUGUUUUUAUAUAUCGAGUGACAUUGCAUUUUUCGCCAGUGUUUUAAAGUGUCUUCCAGUGGUUGCGAAAACCCCGCCGUGAAUCACGAAAUGUCGACGACAAAUAUACGCGGCCCUUUAAAGAUACCUUCCUCCGGUUGUUUCGAUUUCGUCCUCCGUUUCGGUUUUCCGGAUUCGUCUUCAGACACGAUAUCGAAUUGAUUCGGUAUCCGGGUAUCGUUCGGAAUUAUUUGAUGUGAAUCUUCGGUGUACGGAAAUCGGACAACAUGGUCUCGAGAUACGUGACUAAUGGACCCGUGAAACAGGAUGGGAUUUGCUUGUUGCCCCCGCCGCACUUCAGGAUGAUGACUCCGCCAAGACCCGAAGGAUAUCCUGUGUCUACGCCUCCCGGGCCGUAUGUUCCGUCGCAGCAGCCUAACCAAGGGGGUAAUCAGGGUCCCGGUCUGAGGGGUAUCACGCCGACGGUGCCUCCGAAUCAGGCCUCAACACCACCGAAUGCGGACUUGAAAGUACAGCCGCUGCAGCAGCAUAUGUUCGUUCAGCCUCCCGUUAGACCAGCUCAGGGGACCUAUUAUCGGACUAACGGGCCACCAAGUCAAGGCCAAAGGAUGUCUAACCAUAACAGACCUCAGCAACAACCUCUCUAUACGCCUCAGCCGUCUCCGUACAUGCAUGUUUCACCUAUGUACAUACCUACUCCGAACACGAUGGCGUACCCAACUGGGUUUCCUGCGCAGCGACCGCCAGGUUAUCUUCAGACGGUUCCGACUCAAAUCUACACUCCACAUCUGUCGGCGGCAGCUUUUAACCAUUUCAGCGGGACACCAGCCCAGGCGCAACCCGUUCAAUAUUACAAUUUCGGGCAGGUGAUGCAGCAGCGGGCUCCUGGCUCCAUUCAGCAGGUGUCCCCAAUGAACGCGACCCCUUCCCAAGCUCCUUUACAAAAUGUGUCGCUGCCCCAGAAUGGUCCUCCGCUCCAACAGCCAUUCCAACAGCAGCAACAGCAGCAGAGGCAGGUUCACAAACGAAGGCCGAACGCAUUAAAAAUCAUCGACCCCAACACGGGGGCCGACCGACUGCAGGAGAUCUUCGACGAUGCAGCCGCUAGUUCACAUCCGCCAUCAGGCGAAUCAUCGGCACGGCAGACGCCGCAGCCGCCCCCCGCGCAGCAGACGCACAACAAGGAGGUGCAAGCCGCCUUUGCCAAGCAGGUAUUGCAAGCCAUCAACAAGGACGCCCUGGAUCUCCCCGUCCCGAUGAGGCUUGAGGAUACAGACCACGAAGAGCGCUUUGCUACCCCCCCUCCACAGUCAACUACACUUAUGUCCAAGUUUGAGCAUGUCGCUCAAUCGAGCAAGUUGCAGCCCGGGGCAAAGGAAUUCGUGUUGAACACAAAUACCGCCAAAGAAACGCCGAUAGUUUCGGCCAACGUAGACUCUGCCGAAGUCACUUUACCUAAUAAGUUACCCAAAGACAGAGAAAGCCCCGUGAAAGGGGGCCGCAAGCCCAGAGAACAGGCACAACAACAGCAGCAGCCGCAACAACAGCAGCAGCCGCAGGUGGUACUGCAGCAAGAGAUCCAUCUGAGGGAACUCAGAGACUCUGCGAAAGAGACGACUCCCCUCAGGAACUCUAUCAGUGAUAAAGAAGCUUCCAUUGUUAAAGAUGAGGUUAAACCAGUUCCGGAACCGACUCCGGUGGCCGUCAUUUCUUCCCCAAGUCCCCCCGUUCAGGCGGUCGUCGCCCCCGUCAAAGAAAAUCAAAUUUCAGAGAAAAAGACGCAGCAGAAAAAAGACUCCAAGGCCGAACAAAAAGCAGCAAAGAGCGUCGAAAAAUUCGAACCGCCACCGCCGGCGGCAGUUGCCGCCGUUCCCGUUCCUGCGCCCGUGCAACAGUUACCAACGCCCCCCGCUCAAGACGUUAAUGUCAAUAGUGCUAAAAAACAAAAUGCCUCGCGAGCAGCUUCAAAACAGCAACAGCAGCAACAGCAAUCUGCCUCCCACAACAAUAAUCACAAACAGGCGGCGGCUGCUGCCCCGACGCCUCAGCCAGCCAAACCCGCCGGCGGCGGAAAAGCCCACAAGAAGAAUGAGCUGAACCAAAAGGGGGCUAACAAGGAAGGCACCGACAUGGAUGCCUUCAACGACAACGUCGCCAAAGAGGAGAUUAACGCUAACGUAACAACCGCCCCAGCCCCCAUUCCCAGCCCGCCACGAACUAAUGACAUUAAUGCCAAUUCGGUGCCUGAAAUGGAGACGACGCCCGUCGCGAAGCCCGAUAUUAACGUCAACGUGCCCGCGAAGAAACCAGAGAUCGAGGAAAUAAAGCCCACUGCAGUCACGAAGCCUCUUCCGGAACCUGUCGUGGCCCCUUCGAAACCCGCUUUGGCCCCUUCGAAACCGGUCAAAAGCAACCCCAAGUUUGACAUUACCAGCAUCGUUACGGAAAAACCUAAAAACAUCAAACCGUUUAUCAGCACCGUCGAGAGUCACGACGAAACAGACAGGGCGAGGGCCGUCUCAAAUGACAGGUUGUCGCAGGCUAAGAACGACGCCGGCGCCAAGAAUGAUAUAUCCAAGCUCGACCCCAGACUCAACACCAGGUUGCCUUAUAGGGAGGGUCAGUGGUCGCCAGCCAACCCCAGCGGUUUGAAAGUUUAUCAGCGCGACUUUCUUAUGGCACUGAGAGAUUCUCCAGCAAGUCGGAAAGUUCCGGAAAACAUUCCGGACGUUAUAUUGGCUGAUGAAAGAGGCGGUCUCAGUGAUGGAAGGUCUUCGAUGGGUGGCAGAUCCUCAGAUUUCGCCCCUAACUACAAUAAUUAUGGAAGUAGAUCGAACUCUCUAAGAGGGGCUAUUCCCAAACGAGGCAGUCAAAGUAAGGCCGGACCGAGUGGCAAGCCGAAGCAGCCGGCGAUGAAGGUGUCAUUAUCGGUGAAAGGAGACGUGAAACUGAACGAGGUCGAAAACGCUUGGCGCCCCGCUCGUUUGAACAGAGGUGAGAACGCCACAUCGGAAGACAAGAAGACCGAGGAGCUGUACAAGAGGGUGCGGGGCGUGCUGAACAGGCUGACGCCCCAGAAGAUGGACACACUGAUAUCGCAGGUGAAGUCAUUCCAAAUUGACACCUUGGAGAGGCUGCAGGGAGUCAUUGAUUUGUGUUUUGAUAAGGCGGUCGACGAGCCAAGCUACGCAGUCGCUUAUGCUUGCUUGUGCAACCAAUUGGGGUUAUUGCAGGUUCCAACGUCGGAAAGUACGUCAGAGCGACCAGAGUUUGUUAAUUUUCGUAAGUGUCUGGUUACUCGAUGUCAAUUGGAAUUUGAGAAACAGUCUGUCAAUGAAACUGGGCGGAAUAAGAUUCUGAAACAGAUCGAGGAAUGCACUGAUCCCGAUAAAAUGAAAGAUCUGCAGUUCGAAUUGGAGGAGCAUGACAGGAAAUUGAGGAUGAGGUCUGUGGGAACCAUUAGAUUUAUCGGUGAGCUGUUCAAACAAAAGAUGUUGACUGUCAACAUCAUGAUGAGGUGCUUGUCGAUCCUGCUGGAAAACAGGGACGAAGAGAGUUUGGAAUGCCUGUGCAAGCUGAUGACAACUAUAGGAAAAGAACUCGAAACGAACAAUGUCAGUCUCAAUCAAAUUUUUUCGUCGCUGAAGGUAAUAGUGGAGAACAAACAGCAGCCAAAAGUGAGCAGUAGAAUAAGGUUCAUGAUCCAGGAUGUGAUCGACUUGCGGCAAUCGAAAUGGGUACCACGUCGUCAAGAUGUCAACCCCAAGACGAUUGACCAGAUACAGAAAGAGGCGGAAACGGAACAGAUGAACAUUCAGAUGAUGAAUUCAAUGCCUCCACCUUCAAGAAAGGACGACAGGUCGAAUCAGGGAAAUCAGAAUGACAGGAGAGGAGGACGUGGUGUCAGGAACAAUAUGUCUGACGAUGGUGGCUGGACCACCAUGAACAACUCCAGGAACCGCAACCAAUUCUCAGUCCAAACCGACAAGCUCAAGAGCAAAGCGCCAGCCACUGAAGAACCUUUGGGUAAUCCCUUGAUGUUUGGAGCCUGGGGAAAAGGAUCUGUGGGUUCGAACAACAAAGUUCCUGCCUCGCAUAGCCCCAACAUGUAUGCAGCAUUGGAGAACAUAGACAUGGACAAACGUGGCAUGAAUAUACGAAUAGGUGGCAACAAAGACCCGUACCACUCGAAGGGCCCCAGCUUGGAGAGGAACUACAACAAAUACGACGGUAGGGGUUCCAGAUCGGGCUCGCAGCACAGGUCAAACGAUAAUUCAGGUCCAUCCUCACAGCGAAGUACGCCGGCUCCCUCGUUCGCCCCGCCUGCUUUACAGAAACCGGUCGCUGCUCCUCCUGCCCCAGCAGAAACGCCCAAGAUGACAGAAGAACAGAUUGAGAGGAGGAUAUCCAACAGUCUGGAAGAGUAUAUAAAUGGAAAUUGUUCCGUUGGUGAAUACUUUGAAGAAAUAUCGGAAAUUCCUGCCUCUUACAUGAGCAGAGUCGUUUGCGAUAGUUUCUUUUAUGUAAUUGAGAAGAAGCAGCAUUAUCGUUUGAAGACUGGACUUCUAUUCGCCAAUUUACUGAGGUCAGAAAAGAUUCAGCUGAAUGAUUACAUCAACGGGCUGAAAGAGGUUCUGCCUCAAGCCGACGAUCUUAAAAUUGACAUUCCCAAGAUUUGGGACUGUUUAGCCGAGUUGUUAGUGGAUGUGAUUUGCGAAGAAGUACUCCCUCUACGAGAGCUCCAUUCGUGUUGUCACGUUCUCAUCGAACAGAAACAGGCUGACAAGUUGUUAGCUCCGCUGUUUAAAUUAGUGGUUAGCAGAAAAGGUCCAAUGUUCUUGAGUAGCAUAUGGAAACAGUCGAAUCUGCGAGUGGAGGAUUUCGUUAGUGAUAAUGUUGCUGCUGGUUUCAUCCAAGACAAUCAAUUAGAAUUUUUAGUUGGCGGCAAAAUAAAAAUGUCGUUUGAGGAAAUGCAAGAGGCGUUAUGCAAAGUUAUAUCGACUAGCAGUGAAAUUGACUCGAUUAGCAAUUGGAUAUCUAGCAACAUAGAAGGUCAAAUCAAGGAAAACACUUUCAUCAGAGCACUUGCUACAGCGAUAACUAUUGUGUCACUAGACAACAAGUGUAAUAAAUUAUCAACGUCCAAGCUUAAUGCUUUUCAGAAAUUGAUUACCUUAUACGUUGACAACGACAGUGACAAGGAGAUGCAGUACCUGUAUGCCAUACAGACUUUAAUUAACAAAAUGGAGCAUCCUCAGGGUCUUCUACUCCAAAUUUGCAAUGGCCUGUAUGAUUUGGGAGUGAUUUCCGAAGAAAGUUUCCUCGCAUGGGAAAAAGAUGAAGACCCGGCUGAACAGGCGGGUAAAGGAGUUGCUCUAAAACAGCUGACGUCGUUCUUCAUACAACUGAAGGAAAACGACGAAGACGAAGAAGAUGAAGGUUCUGCAUCGGGAAAUUAACAAAUGCCCCCUUCGGUGCCAGUGCUAGUGCCGUCUACAUAGACAUGAAAUAAAUUUUAUAAAUAAUUAUGAAACACGUCGUGUUUUAACUGAAAGACAGAAAAACAAAAGUAGCUAAAUUAUAU
This is a messenger RNA of Leptinotarsa decemlineata (Colorado potato beetle), 5891 nucleotides long. RefSeq names its product eukaryotic translation initiation factor 4 gamma 3. NCBI's taxonomy places the organism in Eukaryota, Metazoa, Arthropoda, Insecta, Coleoptera, Chrysomelidae. Gene Ontology annotation, molecular function: translation initiation factor activity; mRNA binding; protein binding. Gene Ontology annotation, cellular component: eukaryotic translation initiation factor 4F complex. The record is from RefSeq and is a predicted model, not a curated record.